Molecule: messenger RNA, 1872 nt
Organism: Quercus robur (English oak)
Lineage: Eukaryota; Viridiplantae; Streptophyta; Magnoliopsida; Fagales; Fagaceae
Product: glutathione S-transferase T3-like
Exons: 2
Coding region: 119-1144 (341 amino acids)
Source: RefSeq, a predicted model, not a curated record
UAAAUAAAUAAAUGACUAGUCUUUUUCUCCAUGCAUGAUUAUUCGAGCUGUGAGUCUAGCAGAGUAAGCUGUCAACAUAUUUUGUUUUGACUAGGAGUUGUCAACAUAUAUUGUAGGGAUGGAUACACAAGAAGAGAUAACACGAUAUGAUAAUGUCUCACAAAUGGAUGAUGAUUUUCUGGCAUCAUUUUUAAGUGAGUCUCAAAAUACUUCAAUGCAUGGCCAAGAGUCUUGUCCGGAAGUUGAAGUUGUCACCCCUAAUCCAACAAAACGUGGUGGCAACUUCAGUGUAGAUGAGGACAACCUCCUUGUCUCCGCAUGGCUUAACACUAGCAUGGAUGCCGUGCAAGGUACUGACCAAAGGAUUGAAAAAUUUUGGAAGAAAGUUUGGCAGUACUUUUGCGAGAAUAAUACUUACGGAACCACACGUUCUGCUUCCUCCCUCCAAAGUCGAUGGGGAAAUAUUAAUAGGGAGACAAGUAGGUUUGCUGGGUUCAUGGCUAAAGUUGAAGCCCGAAAUCCAAGCGGUAUGACUUACGAGGACAAGUUGAAAGAAGCAAAGGAACUAUAUAAAGAUUCACCAACUUCAACAAGCAGCAAAAAACCAGUUUUUGCAUUUGAGCAUUGUUGGGUUGUGUUGAAGAACCAACCAAAGUGGGGUAUGCCUAAGGAAAGAUCAAAGGGACUUCCUCAAACUCCAAGUUCAAUUGAUCAAGUUUGUAGUAAUAAUGAUGACACAAUGGAGGUAGAGAGACCAAUUGGCAGAAAAGCCGAAAAGGCUAAGCGAAAGAGAACAGAUGGUGAUAAGGGUUUUGAGGAUUAUUUGGUGAAAAAAAUGCAGUAUAUGCAAGAAUCACAUGAACAAGACAAUGAGGCUCUUCGCAUCAAAGCGGAUAGGGUUCGAGUGGAUGCGCAAAGAGCUGAUAUUGAAAAGGAAAGAGCUGAUAUUGAAAAAGAAAGACUUCGUCUUGAAACUAGUAGGGAGAUGCAUAGAGUUGAUAUUGAAAAUGAAAAGCUUCGUCUUGAAACUAUUAGGGAGGAGGGAAGAAUAAUGACCUUGGAUACAAGUGGCAUGAAUGACAAAGAAAAACUUUAUUUUGAAAAUCUCAAGAAUCAAAUCCUUGCAAGACAACAAUUAGAGUAAAUAGUUGGGUUUGAUCCAAGGAGAUGAUGUUUUGUCAUAACUAUAUUUUGGUAGUAAAUUAUAUAUGGGUUGGGGUUUGGCAUAUGUAAAUGCUAUUUUGUUUCAACCUUAUUUUGGUAGUGGUUUAUUUUAAACGUAAGUUUGGAACAUGUAGAUGAUGUAUUGUUCCAACUUGAUCAAUUGGCAGUAGGUUGUGCCAUUUAUGUAAUCACAUUAUUUUUGGUUAUAUGAAAAACUUAUGUCCUUUCUAUGUUUGAUGAAGUUUAAAAGUGAUCGUUUUUAGUCCCUUAGAUGAUGUGGCCUAACUAAAAAUUGACAUGUGAUCAUUCCAUAGGGACUAAGAUUGCUCUCCUUUUCAAUUUAAUUGUGGUAAACUGGUAAUGCAACUUUUGUUUGUGUGGAGAUGGGGAGGUUUGUAUAUAUUCGAUGGAUACACGAGAUUAAGAUUCAGCAAAUGGAAUAUUGGAGUUAAUGCCAAACAAGGAGAGAGUGAAACGAAGUUGUUUGAGAAUUUUGUAAUAUAUGAUGUGCUGAAAUGGUGUUGUUUGGAUUCAUUGUUCCGGUUCAAGGUACAAUAAGGAUUAGGGAAGCCUAGUAGGAUUUAGAUUAAGGCGUUGAGGAAGUGCUUGACAAAGUCUCUGUGAAUCUCAUCUAGUUAUUGAUAAUGUGUCUAUUAAUUACCUGAUGAAGUUUUAGUUUCUAUAAUAUCUCGCUUGACUUUGAAAGAA